AGGAGCUGCUGGCGUGCUGUGAGGAGGGGAAAGGCGAGAUCAAAGAAGGUCUGGACGUGAUGCUGAGCGUCCCAAGAGAGCUAACGAUGCUAUGCACGUUAGCAUGCUGGAAGGUCUGGAGGAGGGUCUGGAGGUCCAGGGAGAGCUCCUCCUGCAGGACUCCUUCCUGGUCUGGGAGCCCAAGUCCCUGAUCAGGAAGGGGCGGGACCGACACCUCUUCCUGUUCGAGCUGUCACUCAUCUUCAGCAAAGAGAUCAAGGACUCAGCGGGACGCACCAAGUACCUGUACAAGAGCCGCCUCAGGACCUCAGAGCUCGGGGUGACUGAACACAUCGAGGGAGACGCCUGUAAGUUCGCUCUCUGGGUCGGACGCACCCCCACAUCAGACAACAAGACGGUCCUGAAGGCGUCCUCUCUGGAGCUGAAGCAGGAGUGGGUCCGCUCCAUCCGCCAGGUGAUCCAGGAGAGGAGGGGCCACCUGAGGGGGGCGCUGAGGGAGCCCAUCCCCCUCCCCAAGACCCCCAACCCCACCCUGGGGAGACAGCGCAGCAUCAGCCGCCG
Etheostoma spectabile (orangethroat darter) is the source of this 561-nucleotide messenger RNA. Its product is annotated as kalirin. NCBI's taxonomy places the organism in Eukaryota, Metazoa, Chordata, Actinopteri, Perciformes, Percidae. The transcript is spliced from 4 exons. Gene Ontology annotation, biological process: axon guidance. The record is from RefSeq and is a predicted model, not a curated record. Gene Ontology annotation, molecular function: guanyl-nucleotide exchange factor activity. Gene Ontology annotation, cellular component: cytoplasm; extrinsic component of membrane. The annotation marks the transcript as partial.